This is a messenger RNA of Rubroshorea leprosula, 2036 nucleotides long. The record is from the annotation of a GenBank genome assembly. NCBI's taxonomy places the organism in Eukaryota, Viridiplantae, Streptophyta, Magnoliopsida, Malvales, Dipterocarpaceae.
GAUUUGCAUGCUUUUGAAUUUCGAAAACAAGGCAGAAAAAGGAGGAGACAAAAGCACAUUUUCGUUUCUAGCAUAUAUUUUGAUCAGAUGUCUCUCAGACAAAAAGAGAAUUUGAGAAAAUUCUGAAAUUUUCUCAGCUACUUUCUCUUCCCUUGAAUUGUUUUUCUGGGUCGAAAUUUUUGGCUAUGCUCUUGGGUUUGUUCUCUCUACUCCAAAAACCUGCGAGAUUUGGGAUAUCCAUUUUCAACUUUGGUUCUUGUACUUCAUCAAAGAUUUUGCUCUCUUGUUGCCAUCCUUCAAUUUCUUGGAUUCAAAUUUUUGUUUCUUGGAAAUCCAAAGGUUUUCUGGAUCUAGGUUUGCUCUAAGAUUUUCUCUGUGAUUUUGUUCUUCAUAGCAAGAACAACCCAAGUUUGUUCAAGAGAAUUUGUGUGCUUGUCUCUGAAUCUGUGUUUGUUCAAGAGAAUUCUUUUGAUAGUCUUUUCCUGGAACAGAGUGAAGAUUGGGUCUUUUGAUCCCAAAGUGUGUAUGUUUGUGUGAAAAUUUCUUGAGAAAGAAAGGAAACUCUCAUUUGGGAUUAGUGGAUGGAAGGUAACUAGAAUGGCUCAAGAAGAGCAGAGCAAGUGCAGCAAUAGUGCUGGUAGUGAUGAUGUUGUAGGGAUUGGUGGAAGAUCUUCCAAAAGGAAGAAGCCUAAGAAAGUCCCACAAAGAGGACUAGGUGUGGCACAGCUUGAGAAAAUUAGAUUAGAGGAACAGCAGAAGAAAGAUGCAGUCGUGGCUGCUGCAGCUGCAAUUCUGCCAUGUCCAUUUCCCACAACCAUUUCACCAUCCCAGAAAUCUCCAUACCUCCCUUUGCCAAUUCCAGCUUUCCAUCAUCCUUCAGAUCAGGCUCCUUCCACUCGUUCAAUACCAUUUCAUGGUGAUCUUUCUCCAGCCAAUUCAAUGUUUAGGCCAAACCCAUAUACUCAAAACAUUGAUCUUCCAUUGCCAUAUACUCCUCUAGCACGGCCACCUGGUGCUGUUACAGGGCGCCGAAAUGUUCAAAAGUUCUGGAGUAUUAGUGGGUAUAAUCUUGAGAAAGAGAAUUCUGGGGUAGAUCCAGGAUUGGCAUUUAGGGGAAAUUUCAAUUUGCCUUAUGAUUCAGAGCCCAUUUGGCCUCUGCCUAGUUUGAUGCAGAGAGCACAUCAAUACAAGCAACCUUCUUCUGCAUUGGUGAAUAUAUCAACAACUUCAUCACCAUCCUUGCUGAAUUUUCACAUGGAGCCCCCUUCAAACCAAAAUUAUUAUAGAAGUCGUACAGUUUUCUGCUCUGAGGAGGAGACGAUGGCUGGAAUGAAGAGGUCAUUUCCCUUCUGUCUAGACAAUCCAGCAGGCCCUUGUUUCCACAACAAAUAUCCUCCCAUUACUCAUCCCACCAAUAGAUCAGAUGAACAAGCGUCAAGUGGAAAUGGAAACACAAUCAAUUUUGAUCCUAGCAAUCCCAUUUUCAGAGAAGGACUUCCAUGUUCAACCUCCACUUUGAAGCCAAAUCCAAAGAAAAGCUUCAAAGAGAAUGGAAUCUUUAAGGGAGAUUUUCUCACAUUAGCCCCUCCCACUUCCACUUUAAUGUCUCCAAGCUCAAAAUCCAAGCAUCCUCCACCUAAUUCACACCUCUACAAUCUUGAAUUCCCAGAUUUUAUAACAAUUCCUUAUCAUCAAGGAUGCUUGGAAGAUCCAGUAAUUGGGGGAAGACCCGGCAUAUUGAAUCCACAACUGCCAUACUAUAGCUUCUUUCCAGCGGCAUUGGUGCAAGUUGGGCAGGCAACAACAACCAUGACCACUUGUAAUGGUGGUGAAGUAGGGGAAAGUGUUGAUCUCAAUCUGAAGCUAUAACUAGUCCUUCCAUUACAUAUGGUAACAUUUUCUCCUUCUCAUAUCUCUAUUCACUUGUAUCUUCUAGGGACAAAGUGUGUAUUUACAAAGUAAAUGUUACAGCUGCAGUUAACGCAACACAAUAAUAUGUUGAGAGCUACACAAUUUAACAAAUAUUUCAUCAAUUU